This is a messenger RNA of Vollenhovia emeryi, 1633 nucleotides long. RefSeq lists its product as uncharacterized. The coding region runs from base 274 to 1164 and encodes 296 amino acids. NCBI's taxonomy places the organism in Eukaryota, Metazoa, Arthropoda, Insecta, Hymenoptera, Formicidae. The transcript has 5 exons. The record is from RefSeq and is a predicted model, not a curated record. Gene Ontology annotation, molecular function: lipid carrier activity. Gene Ontology annotation, biological process: lipid transport.
ACACAACAUGGUGCUGGAUUACGAAAAAACACUCUCUGGGGCCCUGGGACGUUACUUUUUUUAUAACUGUAACGGUAAGCAAUCGACAAGUAAACAGUUUGAAUUCACCCGGAGAAGCCGUCUAAAGCAUGUCUUGCAUGUCUAAAAAACGUCUUUGCUCCCCUGUUCUCUGGGCACGUGCUUACCAUUUAACGUUAAGCAAGAAUUCUAAUGCAGAGGAGCGUGCGACUGUAGUGCCAACGUGCAAACAUACCUGAGGCAUAUUGUUGCGAGAUGAACGUCAUCCUGAUCCCGUUCUUCCUAGCGGCCCACGUAGUCGACAACGAUACGUCAGACUGGACGCUUGGGCCGGAAUACGUGUACGACCUGAUCUAUUCUUAUUUGCUCAAAGGGGAAACCGGAUAUAUCCAAAAUUAUUAUUUAAUGAAUACACUACACUGUCGCCCCAAAAUGCCGGACCAUCUAUUCUGCAGUUUAAGAAACGAAACGGAAGUGAAUUUUGUCACAAAUCGCACCAAGAAGCGAACGACGCGGCCAGAGAAUAUGUUUGAGAUGAAAUUUAACAGGAAGGGUGUGGAAGGCCUGAUUUACGAUCCGCAUCACAUGAAAUAUGUAAAUCUACAGCGAAGAAUCGCCAAUCAGUUUAGCGUGCUCGUUCGUCCGAAUAAAAUUGGCAAGCCGCACUUUACAGCCAAAGAGAACUCAUCAAUCGGCAAUUGCGCGACCGAGUACAACAUCACACGCGAAGAACCCGAGACAGACGCGCACGAGAAUGGUGGUACCGAUUUUCGGCUCGAGAUAUUACAGUUGGCCGACGACAAACCUGGAACGACUCUUUUGAUCGAGAAAUCUCGGUCAGAUUGUAUUAAUCUACCGGGAGAUAACGAAGUCAACGUAGGCGUCGUACACUCAAAGAUGAGGAGAUUUGUCAGCAAGUACAAAAUCAGUCCAAACAAAUUCGAAAGCCGCACCGACUUCGAGGGGACGAACGUGUAUCAAUUUCCGAAAAGCGCGGAGUUGCCAUUUAAAGAAAUCUUACACAUAAAUUUAAAAGGCAUUAAACCUGCGCAAAAUGAACUUCCGACUUUUUCGUCCUCUAAACUGAUCAAUUUAAAUAUCUACAAUGAUAUCGAAAGUUAUAAGAGCAAUUAUUUAAAUAAUUAAAAAUAAUUAAAUAUUGUUAAAAAAUAAAUACAAAAAAUAAUUAAAAAUAAAUUAUAUAUAUAUAUACCUUCUGCCAAUAUACAGGGCGAGUGUUACUCCGUGAACCAGUCUUUUACCAUGAGAUCUGGAUUACCGAACGAAACUGUAGCCAACUCUGGUAAAAUGGAGAAAUCUUAUUGUACAUGUUUCAAUCACGCAAAAUUUAAUUACAUCUGUCAAAAUGCAAUUAGUUGUUACAUGAUUGAAACGUUCCUAACGAGAUGUAUUUCCACUUUUUCCAGAGUUGACUAGACUUUUGAUCCGGUAAUCCGUCUCUCAUGAUGAGAGACUGGUUCGCGAAAUAAAACUCACCGUGUAUUAUUUGUACAUACAUUACAUUACGUUGUAGAAAUGCUACAAUUUGCUGCAUGAAACAUGUGAUCAAAUUAAAACCACGUAUGAGUAGCGUUAAAUAAAGUGUCCCUCAAAA